AUGCGACUCGGACCUGAUCCAUCUUCAUACUCUCAGCCAGAUUUAGUGAAAAUUCAACAUAUUGAUCUUGAUUGGAAUCUUUUAGAUGUCAGCGACAUUAACAUUGAAUCGGUAAACGUCAAAGCAAACGACUGCGAGGUUCCUUUGAAAUUUCAAAUCUCUGACACUGUUCCCGAUAUCGGAUCGAAAUUAACAAUCGAUUUACCAACAAAAACUGAUGGCGAAUUAAUUCUUGUUAUUUACUACAAAACUUCUCCCAAUGCUAGCGCACUUCAAUGGCUCGAUGCGGAACAAACGUCGAACAAAAAUCAUCCUUUCAUGUUCAGUCAAUGCCAAGCCAUUCAUGCUCGUUCGAUCGUCCCUUGUCAAGAUUCUCCUUCAAUAAAAUUCACUUACAGUGCCACUGUUCAUCAUCCACCAGAACUUGUUGCAUUAAUGAGUGCAAUUCGUGUUGGAAAUCAAACUGGAAUCACCAAGUUUGAACAAAAGGUUCCAAUUCCUUCUUAUUUAUUGGCAAUAGCUGUUGGUGAUCUUUACUCAAAGCAAGUUGGUCCGCGUUCUCAUGUUUGGGCUGAGAAAAAUGUCGUUGAUGAAGCUGCAGCUGAGUUUAGUGACACCGAAACUUUCAUUCAAACAGCAGAAGAAAUUUGUGGACCAUAUUUGUGGAAAGUUUACGAUUUACUCGUCAUGCCGCCAUCAUUUCCAUUUGGUGGAAUGGAAAAUCCUUGCUUGACUUUCGUCACCCCAACAGUCAUUGCAGGUGACAAAUCUCUGGUUGAUGUUGUUGCUCACGAAAUUUCUCAUUCAUGGACGGGAAAUUUGGUCACGAACGCAAACUUUGAGCACUUUUGGCUGAAUGAAGGUUUCACGGUUUUUGUUGAGCAGAAAAUUAUCGGACGACUACGUGGAAGUCAAUAUCGCGAUUUUCACGCCCUUCAUGGAUUGUCAGAGUUGAAAGAUACAUUCAAGAAUCAAUUGAAAAACGAACCUGAACUCACUAAACUGGUUGUUGAUUUAUCAAAUGUUGGACCCGACGAUGCUUUCAGUUCAGUUCCAUAUAUGAAAGGAUCGACAUUCUUACGUUACAUGGAAGAUUUGUUUGGCGGUCCUACAAUAUUCGAACUUUUUCUUAAGAAGUAUUUGGAUCAGUUCAAAUAUCAAUCGAUAUUAACGAAAGAUUUCAAGAAAUAUGUUUACGAAUAUUUCAACGAGAAGAUUCCUGAACGAUUGGAAGAAGUUGAUUGGGAUAAAUGGCUUUACAGUGAAGGAAUGCCAGUUGUUAUUCCAAAUUAUGAUACAACUGUGUACGACACAUGCAAAAAGCACGCAGAUUUAUGGUCGAUUGCAACAACAGCUGACAUCAAAAUCUCUCCCGUCAUCCGAGAGGAACUUUCAAGUAUCCAAAAAAUUGAAUUCUUGUCACAAUUGUUGGAUAAGAGUGAAAUUCGUGAUUUGAAUGAAGCGAAAAUUGUUUUGAUGGCUGAAACUUAUGGUUUUGAUAACACUAAGAACUCUGAGAUUCGUUUUCGGCUAAUGCGGUUGAUAAUCAAAGCACGUUUGACUGAUCGCUUCGAUGAAAUCUUUGCUUUUGCCAACAGUAAUUUCCGAAUGAAAUUUGUUCGUCCAAUUUAUCGCGAUCUUGGCGAAUGGACAGUUGGAAAGCCUUUGGCAAUUGCAAACUUCUUAAAAGUCAAAGAUCAAAUGAUGAAAGUUUGUGCUUACACUGUUGCAAAAGAUUUGGGAAUUAAUAUUUGAAGUCAUCAAUGAAUUGUAGUUAAAGACUCAAUACUUUAAUAAAAAAUUAAUGAAUUUAAAUUUUCGGUAACAAAAAGAAAAUCUUUUUAUCGAAUUCAUUAAAACCAACAAA
This is a messenger RNA of Clunio marinus, 1867 nucleotides long. NCBI's taxonomy places the organism in Eukaryota, Metazoa, Arthropoda, Insecta, Diptera, Chironomidae. The record is from the annotation of a GenBank genome assembly.